Messenger RNA from Harpegnathos saltator (Jerdon's jumping ant), 1183 nucleotides. Its product is annotated as dehydrogenase/reductase SDR family member 4-like. Gene Ontology annotation, molecular function: carbonyl reductase (NADPH) activity. Lineage: Eukaryota; Metazoa; Arthropoda; Insecta; Hymenoptera; Formicidae. The record is from RefSeq and is a predicted model, not a curated record. The transcript has 3 exons. The coding region runs from base 469 to 933 and encodes 154 amino acids.
UGAACGCGCGCGUAUACGCACCAGGAUAUGUCGUUCACGCUCACACCGUCUGGUAGACAGACGACGAGGCUACCUGAGAGAAACGAAUAAACGGAACACACAGAUGAACGAACGAUGGCUCUUUCCAAGGAAAACUAAUGGGCGACGACGACGACGUGUACGAGCGAAGUGAGAUGCAGAGUUAUACCGAUAAUGGUAACGAAGAAAAUACGCAGGCGAGAAAUUCUCGUCAAGGAUUGCCCGUUGUAGUCUGGAGCAACGUUGUGCCAUAUCUGGGACGACGUGGAAUACGGUCGCAUGUCACACGUGAGGAUUCUUACUCAAGUGUGCGUGUAUGAGAUAUCGAAGUUCAAAAUCGCCGUGACAUGCAUUUGUUCUGCCCCAUCGCGAGGGACAUAUUUGCUUUACGUAUAAGUUGCUUGCAACUUUUACGAUGCUGCGCGUCGCAAUUAGUCGAGCUGUUCGAAGAUGCAGUACCAACGCUUGCUCGGUGAAGUGCAAGCGGCUGGAAGGAAAAGUCGCGAUCGUGACAGGUUCGACAGCUGGACCAAAGCGAACUUCGGAGGUCUCGAUAUCCUGGUGCCUAACGCGGCUGUUAGCCCAGCACUUUGCACAGUGCUGGAGACUACCGAGGAGAUGUGGGACAAAAUUUUCAACGUCAACCUUAAGGCGACGUUCCUGCUCAUGAAGGAAUCCCUGCCGUUCCUUAAAUGCAGCAAAUCACCUUCUAUCACCAUCGUGACCUCGGUUGCGGCCUAUCAGCCCAUUGACAUCGUAGGUGCAUAUUCCGUCAGCAAAACCGCUUUGACAGGACUGUGUAAAGCCACCGCGGAGGACCUUGCGUGCGACAGGAUUCGCGUGAACUGUGUUGCGCCGGGGGUCGUAAAGACCAAGUUUUCAAAAGCGGUAACUUUCCUACAAUCCUACAUCUGAGCCACUUGUCCUGUAUCUCUCGCAUAAAUUAAACGGAAUAACAUUCCAAAUGUGUGCACAUGUUCCCCGCGGCUUUCAGCUGUACGAGUCGGAGACGGCGCAGCGGGCCGCAGUGUCGAAUAUUAGUAUGGGAAGAAUGGGAAUGCCAGAUGAAAUUGCGAGUGUAGCCGCGUUCCUUGCCAGCGACGAUGCUUCCUACAUCACCGGCGAGUCCAUCGUGGUGGCAGGCGGAAUGAAAUCCAGACUCUAG